Punica granatum (pomegranate) is the source of this 890-nucleotide messenger RNA. The record is from RefSeq and is a predicted model, not a curated record. Lineage: Eukaryota; Viridiplantae; Streptophyta; Magnoliopsida; Myrtales; Lythraceae.
UUUUUUUUGGCCUCCAUAGCUCUCCACACUCUCUCAAGCCCUCCUCUCUCACUCUCUCUCUCUGUCUCUCUCUCUCUCUCUCUCUCUGCCAUGGCCAACUUUACCACUCACCACCACCAACACUGUCCCUCCACACUCCUCCGCCUCCUCCUUGUCCUCCUCCUCUCCCUCCAUCCCCCUCAGUCCUCCGCGUCCUCCACCUCAUCAUCUGCCUCGAUCCACGACCUUCUGCGGUCGAAGGGCCUGCCGGGAGGCCUCCUCCCAAAGGCCGUCCGGUCCUACUCCUUCUCCAGGGAGGGCCUCCUUGAGGUGUACCUCGACGGACCAUGCCUGACCCGGUUUGAGAGCCGAGUGUACUUCGAGAGCGUGGUCAAGGCCAACCUCACCUACGGAAGCCUCACUGGAGUCGUCGGGCUUACCCAGGAGGAGCUCUUCCUAUGGCUCCCCGUGAAGGGCAUCAUCGUUGACGAUCCUAACUCGGGCCUUAUACUGUUCGACAUCGGGGUGGCACUCAAGCAGAUGUCCCUCUCCCUGUUCGAGGACCAGCCCGACUGCAAGGCUCAUCAUCAAGAUCAUCAAGGUGUGCUGAAGAAUCAUGUGAGGAAGGAGAAGGGAUUUGAGGGCUUGAGAUAAAAGAAGACAAAUGCAUGCAAUUUGGCCAAAACCAAUUUCACCUUUCUCAUGUUCUUCUUUUUGUCUCUUCCUCUGUAAUAAUUAAUGAGGAAAAUGUCGGAUGAUAAUAGUGAAAUUAAGUAUAAUUAAGUAGAAAUGUGAAUGGGUUAAUUAGGAGUUAAUUAGAAGGAUCGAGGGGAUUUUGUGUAAAGAUGUCAAGUUUGGAAUCAUGAUCAGUGUCCUAAUCAAAGUUCGAGGGUUCUGAUUUUCCAGCCUUA